AUAUUUUACUUCCUUCACAUGAACCAUCACCCCUAUCCCCACCCCCAAAACCACGAUUUAUAAGACCCUCUCUCUCUCUCUAACCCUCAAGCAAGAAAUAUCGCCGUUUGAUCUUUAUUCAAGAGAUCAAAAAUGCUUUCUACUCGACAACAAUCAUCAUCUAUCUUACUAGAUAGAAUCAUCACAACCACCACGAGCGGUGGCGCCGGAGGAUGUGGAGCUAUCAUGUCAAAGCCAUGCGUCACCAGUCCGGUUCCUGAAUCCGUUGCCAGGUACCAUACCCACCCAGUUGGCCCAAACCAGUGCUGUUCCGCCGUGAUCCAACAGAUCAACGCUCCAAUCUCGACCGUGUGGUCCGUCGUCCGCCGCUUCGACAACCCACAAGCCUACAAACAUUUCGUCAAGAGCUGCCAUGUCUUAGUCGGAAACGGCGACGUCGGAACCCUCAGAGAAAUCCAUGUCAUCUCCGGCCUCCCCGCCGCUAGAUCCACCGAACGUCUGGAGAUCCUAGAUGACGAACAACACGUCAUCAGCUUUAGUGUCGUUGGCGGCGAUCACCGUCUUGCAAACUACCGUUCCGUCACCACUCUUCAUCCUACACCCGACGGAAACGGAACAGUAGUCGUCGAAUCAUACGUCGUUGAUAUACCACCGGGGAAUACAAACGACGAAACCUGCGUCUUCGUUGAUACAAUUGUAAAAUGUAACCUCCAGUCACUAGCUCAGAUCGCUGAGAACAAGCUCCAGCUAAAGUGAUCUUGUAAUCGAGAUUACAAAUUUGUGAACACCAAUCUCAGUAACACGUACAUCAAGACAUUUCCAUCGAAGACAGAUAGAGAUGCAAUACAAAUGCAGAGCCAGCCGACCAAUUAAAUCCUUCUUAUAUUUUAUGUGGGUGUACAUUUUCAUCAUCAUUUUUGUGAAUUCAUGCGACUUUUUUGUAGGUUGUUUUUAUUGUUCGAUUUGGCUAUGAAGAACAUUAUCUGUUAAGAUACUAUGAAGAAAGAACGUGUGCUAGCUCCCUCUUAUUCUUGCUCCAAUAUUUUACAUAUUUUCCACCCGAUUUCUUUUUCACCAACUGAAAUAUGCGAUCAAAAUGUAUAGAAAUGUGUAUUAACUAAUAAAAAUGUUUGAUUUUGUUAA
This is a messenger RNA of Lactuca sativa (garden lettuce), 1143 nucleotides long. Its product is annotated as abscisic acid receptor PYL4. The record is from RefSeq and is a predicted model, not a curated record. Gene Ontology annotation, cellular component: nucleus; cytoplasm. Gene Ontology annotation, biological process: abscisic acid-activated signaling pathway. NCBI's taxonomy places the organism in Eukaryota, Viridiplantae, Streptophyta, Magnoliopsida, Asterales, Asteraceae. Gene Ontology annotation, molecular function: protein phosphatase inhibitor activity; abscisic acid binding; signaling receptor activity.